GGAUACGGGCCACCGUUGGCUCGGCUCCAGCGCCAUCCCCGUCGUCCCGUCUGGUCGCCUAUGUCCAUGGCUAACCACUUGGGAGCUGAGCAGCUCGACGACGCACGCAGCAGCUGUGUUCGGCAAACCCGGCCUAGAAGAUAACAGGAGCUCUGGCCCGGCGCCGCGCGUAUAUAUUACACAACUACACCAGAGACGCGAGCGCGGCCGCAAGGUCCUAGGCGUUGCGUGCGUGGUUGCUUCACCGGCCGGCCGGCCGGCAGGAAAACAUCACGAUCAGCGAUUCGGCGUCGUAGCUAGCUAGCUAGCCACACCCAGUCAGAUCAAUCAUUGGCUUAGCUUGACAGGCUCGCUCAGUUAUUUCUUCAGCUUCUCGAUCAGUGUCGUCGUUGGAGAAUCAACGAUGACCAAGUACAAGAUUGUGAUCAAGGUGACCAUGCCGAACGCCAAGAGCCGUGUCCGGGCCAUGGUGGUGGCCGCAAAAACGAACGGAUAUGCGUCUACACAUGCAGGGGUGAUCUCGAUAGCAAUCGCCGGCGACCUCAAGGACCGGCUCGAGGUGGUCGGCGAGGGCAUCGACAUCACCUGCCUCGUCCACUGCCUGCGCAAGAAGCUCCGCCACGCCGAGGUCCUGAAGGUGGAAGAAGUCAAGGACAAGCCGCCGGAGAAGAAGAAGCCGCCGGAGCCCUGCGCGUGCCCGGCGCCGAGCCCGUGCGCGGCUUAUCUCCACACGCCGCUGGUUUUCAGCUGCGAGCAGGCGGAGUCGCCGGCAUUCGGUUGCAACAUCAUGUGAAGCUAGCGACUAGUAGUCCACCGUCUCUCCCCCAGGCCCAGGGUUGCUGCUCCUAUAUCUUCCUCACAAAUGGGUGGCUAAAAUGGCCCUGCAGAUUCCGACCUCCGAAGCUCGCUCUCACGGCCGCCUACGCUCAACCCAACCUGCGAGCCGACAGCCGAGCAGCAUGCCUGACCCGGCGGCAUUACUGGUCCCACAUCGCCCGCGCAGGUGGGGUUGCCGUCGGAUAUAGGGCGCGCGAUCCGGAGGCGCCUCUCGCCGCGCGGCAAGAAUUGUCUAGCCGCCCCUUGAUCAUUCACCAUUGGUCUCCACAACCAGUUAGUAGAACUCGGCACCGAGUUCUGCUGGCGUACCCAGUCUGAGAUAAGGGAGGGACGGAGGGUAGUAGGUGAUAGAU
Molecule: messenger RNA, 1190 nt
Organism: Panicum hallii
Lineage: Eukaryota; Viridiplantae; Streptophyta; Magnoliopsida; Poales; Poaceae
Product: heavy metal-associated isoprenylated plant protein 16-like
Exons: 4
Coding region: 404-793 (129 amino acids)
Source: RefSeq, a predicted model, not a curated record